Limanda limanda (common dab) is the source of this 993-nucleotide messenger RNA. RefSeq names its product phosphatidylinositol transfer protein cytoplasmic 1a (gene pitpnc1a). Gene Ontology annotation, cellular component: cytoplasm. NCBI's taxonomy places the organism in Eukaryota, Metazoa, Chordata, Actinopteri, Pleuronectiformes, Pleuronectidae. The record is from RefSeq and is a predicted model, not a curated record. Gene Ontology annotation, molecular function: phosphatidylinositol transfer activity; phosphatidylinositol binding. The transcript is spliced from 9 exons. Gene Ontology annotation, biological process: phospholipid transport. The coding region runs from base 1 to 993 and encodes 330 amino acids.
AUGUUGGUGAAGGAGUACCGCAUCUGCAUGCCCCUCACCGUGGAGGAGUACCGGAUCGGCCAGCUGUAUAUGAUCAGCAAACACAGUCAUGAGCAGAGCGAACGUGGCGAGGGGGUGGAGGUGGUCCAGAACGAGCCGUAUGAAGACCCCGAGCACGGAUCAGGCCAGUUCACAGAGAAACGAAUCUACCUCAACAACAAACUGCCCAGUUGGGCCAGAGCAGUCGUCCCUAAGAUUUUCUACGUCACAGAGAAGGCCUGGAACUAUUACCCUUACACCAUAACAGAGUACACGUGUUCCUUCCUGCCCAAGUUCUCCAUCCACAUAGAAAGCAAGUACGAGGACAACAAAGGCAACAAUGAUAACAUAUUUAACAGCGAGCCCAGAGAAGAGGAGACGGAGACGUGUUUCGUGGACAUCGCCUACGAUGAGAUCCCUGAGCGCCACUACAAGGAGUCAGAGGACCUGCGUCACUUCAAAUCGAAGAACACGAGCCGAGGCGUCCUGCAGGAAGGAUGGAUCGACUCGCAGGACCCCAUCAUGUGCUCCUACAAACUGGUCACAGUGAAGUUUGAGGUCUGGGGCCUGCAAACGCGUGUGGAGCAGUUUGUACACAAGGUGAUUCGAGAUGUCCUGCUGUUAGGACACAGGCAGGCGUUUGCCUGGGUGGAUGAGUGGAUCAACAUGACCAUGGAGGAGGUGAGAGAGUAUGAGCGCGCCACACAGGAGGCCACCAACCUCAAGAUCGGCUCCUUCCCCCCCGCCAUCUCCAUCUCUGAGACCCCCCUGGCGUCCUGCGCCCGCAGCGCCCACAACAGCGCCCCGUCCACCCCCCUCACCACCGAGGCCCCCGAGUUCCUGUCGGUGCCCAAGGACCGCCCCAGGAAGAAGUCCGCCCCGGAGACCCUGACCCUGCCCGACCCGGGGCGCAGGGAUUCAAUCUUCAAACUGCCCAACUUCUUCUCCUGGAACUCCAGUCCCCAGCCAGAAUGA